This is a messenger RNA of Helianthus annuus (common sunflower), 631 nucleotides long. Its product is annotated as two-component response regulator ARR5. The transcript is spliced from 5 exons. NCBI's taxonomy places the organism in Eukaryota, Viridiplantae, Streptophyta, Magnoliopsida, Asterales, Asteraceae. The record is from RefSeq and is a predicted model, not a curated record. Gene Ontology annotation, biological process: cytokinin-activated signaling pathway; phosphorelay signal transduction system. The coding region runs from base 1 to 486 and encodes 161 amino acids.
AUGGACACCAGCAACCUCAGCUGCGAUCCACCAAAGUUGCAUGUUCUCGUCGUCGAUGACAACAACAUUGAUCGAAAACUCAUCCAGAAGCUUCUCGAGAUCUCUUCCUUCAAAGUUACUGUUGUGGAUAGUGGAAGCAAAGCUUUACAAUAUUUAGGUUUAGAUGAAGAGAAUACCUCAUCUCGAUUCGAUGAUUUGAAGGUGAAUCUGAUUAUCUCGGAUUACUCCAUGCCAGGAAUGACCGGAUUUGAACUGCUUAAGAAAAUCAAGAAUUCCUCAACCUCUAGAGAUAUACCGGUGGUGAUAAUGUCGUCUGAAAACAAUCUAACGCGUAUCAAUCAGUGUUUAGAAGAAGGAGCUGAGGAGUAUUUACUAAAACCUGUGAAGCUCUCAGAUGUUAACCGCUUGAAAGACUCUCUUCUUAAACAUGGAUCCCAACAUAUGGGCCAACAUGGCCCAACCCCAUGCUCACCUGAACAAGCCUAAACAAAACGGACUAUUAAAUUUGUAACUACCAAUAGUGCAACUAACUUUCCAAUGUUGACAAUAUAUAGUGUAACUGUAACAUAUUGGACGAGUUAAUCGCAACUAAUUCCAUCAAUUAGGCUUUUGAUUUUGUCAUAGAAGACUU